AUGAGAAUCUCUUUCUGGGAGAAUUCUUAUCUUCUUCUGGUCCUCAUUCUUCCAAUUUUUGCCAAUCAAGAUUUUUCAACAACAGUGAAGAAUAUUGACCACCUGCCCAAAAAGAUUUCUUUCAAUCAAGGUAUCAAUUACUCGAGGAUAUUUGCCUGUAACGAACCACAGCCACGAGCUUAUAAUCUUCAAGAUUUAAUGGAAGGUGUACAUUUAAAUCCAGCUGAGAGUCCAAGUUAUCCUGUUUAUAUAAUUCUCAAAAGAUGUGAUGUUCAUACAGGAUGUUGUCCAAGUACCGAUUUGAGUUGUUCCCCCGUUACAAGUUCCAAUUAUACCGAAGAAGUUGAAAUUAAAAUCAGUAGUGUGGGAACGAGAAACAAUAAAAAAACAUGGAUUAGAGUUGAACAUCAUGGAAAAUGUGAAUGUAGAGUGACAAGUGUUAAUGACAGGAUCUGUCAAGAAAAUCAAAGACCUCUUAUAGUACUUCUUUGACCUUCAAUAUUUCUUAAUUUUAUUCCUUCAGGAAUAAAGUUGAAAAAACUUUUUUUAAAAAGUAACUUAACUCUCUGACGUUGCUAAUAAUUUAUCCUCCACUCCAGUGCUAUAAAAAGUAAUUCCAACGAUUCAUAUUUUGUAAAUAUCAAAAAUAUUAUUUAUAAUAUUUAGUGAUAAGUGGUGAUUAUUUUUAGGAAUUUUAAAGUUGAUUUUUUUUCCGCCGUACAAUGUUGAGGAUCUAAAACAAUAAAAAUCAGUAGGCGUUAGAAAAAAAAAAGUGUUUUAGAAGAAAGUUAAAAAACUUUUUGUGCUUGUUACAGAAAUUUUGAACAUUUCAGAAUCAUUAAGCUAUUUCUUUUUGCAAAUCCAGAGUCCAGACGUUCUUGACGUGAAAUUGCUUUUGAAAAAGAAUGGGCUUUAAGACUAUUUAAAUGUAGAGUAUUCGAGGAAGAUAUUUGGCCAUGUGCCAAAUGUAAAUCUCUUUGCGGCGUCAGUAAAUCGAAUCAUCAAACAUACAUUUUAUCACGAUUGAACAUUUUCUCAUAACCGCUUCGAUUUGCCAUUGGUGAAAAUACGGAACUCUUUUUCAUUCUAAAAUCAAAAAGAAAUUUACAUUAAUAAUAAUUGUGAUAACAUUAAUUUUUAUUUUAAGGCAAAAAACAGUAUUUCUUCAAUUUAUUUUUAUGACACUUUAAAUAUUAAAUUCGCUUUCAUACAAAAAUAAUUCUUCUAAAUUUAAUAAGAUUUUAUAAAAAUAUAUAAUUUACAAAAUAUUUUUUUAAUACUAAUUUAAUUUUCUCCAAUAAAUUAGCAAUAGCCUUGAAAAUUUCCAAGUCUCAAAUUGUUUAUAAAUCCUCAAGUGAUAAGUGAUUUAGAGAUCUGAGAUUAGCUCUUCGUAAAAGUUGGGGUGAUUUCUGCGAUAGCAAUAAAAAAAAAAAAAAAUAACUCAAAAACUAAUUUUAAAUAUUUUUAUUACAUUACUUUUUAAUUAUAAAAUUAUUCUAUAAAUGAAUGAAAUCCAAAUAAAACUAGUACAAGAAACUAAUUUCUCCAUCAGUUUUCACUUAAAUCGAAUAUCAAAUUUAAUAAAAUUUUACAUUCAAAAUUUAUACUAACAAAAUUAUUCAAGAAAUUAAUUUCACUUCAUUUCUUAUUUUCAUCCACUUUAAUCAAAUAUCAAAUAUCAUGAUUAAAGUAAAAAAAUUUUCAUUCAAAACAUUUAUACUGAAAAAUUAUUCAAAUAUAUUGACAAUAAUAUAUUACAGAGGAAAAAAAGUUGACAUUUAGAAUCUUAAACUAGAUACCUACAACGAAAUAUUUUGUCAUAAUAAAAAAAAGUCAUACCGAAAAAUAAAAAUUCGUAAUAAGAGAGAAAACAAAAUUUUUCGGAAUGUCGUAGAAAUCUUAUUACAUAUAAAUACCGAAUUUUCGUUUUUUUUUUUUUUUGCCAUAUAUCACUUACAUUAUGUGCGAGAUACAAUUUUACUUUUCGCCGCUGUUUUUUUUAAAAUCAGAAUCCAAAAGAUUUCAGUAAUUUUAAUAGUAAAAUAAUUAUAUUUAGUACAGAGAACGUGUAUUUUGUUGAAAUAUUUUUGGAAGCUUAUUUAUGAGAUUUAUAAUAACAUUAAUGGUUUACAAAUAAAAAGUAUUUCGUACUUCAAUGUUUAACGUUGGAAAAAAAAUUUUUUUUU
Molecule: messenger RNA, 2186 nt
Organism: Leptopilina boulardi
Lineage: Eukaryota; Metazoa; Arthropoda; Insecta; Hymenoptera; Figitidae
Exons: 1
Coding region: 1-492 (163 amino acids)
Biological process (GO): hemocyte migration
Cellular component (GO): membrane
Molecular function (GO): growth factor activity
Source: RefSeq, a predicted model, not a curated record